CCCAGUCAGUACACCAGGCCUUGAUUUAUAUGUCUUAAAAACCCUAAGCAGCUCCCAAAGCAGGCUGUGUCCCUGGAGAGGACUAGAGGAGUUAAAAGUCCUUGGCAACAUUCAGCCUUUUUAGGGAAACAAGAGCAGAAAAGCAAGGCAGAGUGCGAAGAGACAUAUAGUAGCAGACAGACUGACCGACUCCUUUGGCUGCUUAAUUGAGUGGAAGUGCAUUUUCCCUGGUAAUUGCUGGAUAUCCAAGUAUUUCAUCUAACAUGAAGGUGCUGGGAAUGUUUCUGUUGCUGGAAGUUUCAGGCUUCUUUUCCACUUUUUCCAGCCCUUCCUCUCCAGUCCACUGCAGCUGGAAUUCUUUUGGCCCUUGGUCUGAGUGCAAUGGCUGUACUCAAAACCAGAUUCGUAGACGGACAGUAGCAGUUUAUGGCCAGUAUGGGGGAAACCCCUGCUCUGGGGAUGCCUUUGAAACAAGACCAUGCACCACCACAGGGGGAUGCCCAACAGAGGAUGGCUGUGGUGAUCGUUUCAGGUGUUACUCAGGUCAGUGCAUUAGCAGAUCUCUUGUAUGCAAUGGAGAUCAGGAUUGUGAGGAGGAUGGUGCAGAUGAAGAUCGAUGUGAAGAGAAGAAGACUGUAUGUGAUAUUGAUAAAACCCCUCCGAAUUCAGAACUUACAGGAACAGGUUUUGAUGCCAUUACUGGUGAUACAAGGGGAAGAGUCAUUCAUACAAAAAGCUUUGCAGGACAGUGCAGAAAGGUCUUCAGUGGUGAUAGGAGAGAAUACUACAGGCUUAGUGAAAGUGUUCUUGCUUAUACUUUUCAGGUUAAAAUUCAGAAUGAUUUCAGUUACGAGUUUUUCAACAGCAGCUGGUCUUACAUGAAACACACAGAGAGGUAUGAAAACUCAAACCAUGGGCACAGUUAUUCACAGAAUAAAAUUCUGCAGCACAGCCAAAAGAGUAAGCAGCUGAUGGUUGUUGAGAACAGCAUGGAAGUUGCCCAGUUUAUUAACAACCACCCAGAAUUUCUUACUCUUGCGGAGUCCUUCUGGAGGGAACUGGCCAACCUUCCAGUCGUCUAUGAGUACAAUGCCUACCGAAGACUUAUUGAACAUUUUGGGACUCAUUUCUUGCACUCUGGAUCUCUAGGAGGAUAUUACAAAAUUAUUUUUUAUAUGGAUACUGACAAAAUGAAAGCAGAAGGUAUGACUAUAACAGACAUGUACGACUGCACCACAUCAGGUUGGAAUGCAUUCAUUGUGAAAAAGAAGAAAGUAAAGUGCUCCAAACUGGAUGAACUGCUACAGACUUCUUCAGGAAGCAGUGGUAGUAAGAUUAAAGGAGACCCCUACAUAGAAGGAGGAAGCCCAGGUGCUGUUGCCAGCCUUAAUUAUCUAGAGCUUAAUGAUCCUGCUGGCAAUAGUCAGAGAUAUUCGUUUUGGGCUGGAUCAGUGACAGACUAUCCCAGAGUAAUUAAACAAAAGCUAACACCAUUAUAUGAGCUGGUAAAGGAAGUGCCCUGCUCCUCAGUCAAAAAGCAUUACUUAAAACAAGCCAUUGAAGAAUAUAUGGCUGAAAAUGAUCCCUGCAAAUGUCAGCCUUGCCAGAAUGGUGGUGAGGCAGCCAUGGAAGGAACUCAGUGCAUGUGUUACUGCAAGCCUUACACCUUUGGAGCAGCUUGUGAGCUGGGAAGACUCGUGCAAGAUCAGCCAGGUGUUGUUGAUGGACGCUGGAGCUGCUGGUCUUCCUGGAGUCCUUGUUCAGGGGGAAGGAAAUCAAGGAGUCGGAGCUGCAACAAUCCAUCCCCCCAUGGCAAUGGGAAGGCCUGCAUAGGAGAGCAGCAUGAAAGCAGAUCAUGUGAAGAUGAGGAGUUGCAGCAUUUUCGCUUGAUUGAACCACACUGUUUUGAUUUAUCCAUAACUCCCACAGAGUUCUGUUCACCUCCUCCUCUCUUGGAAAAUGGAUUUGUUCAAAAUGCUGAAAACUUAUACCCUGCUGGGAAAAGCAUUGUUUAUGCUUGCAGGCAUGGAUAUUCUCUUGUUGGGGACCCUGUUGCUAAGUGUGGCAGUAAUUUACAGUGGCAAGUUGGAGACAGAUAUUGCCAGGAAACUGCUUGUCUUCCUCCCGUCCUUGAGGGGGGCUUGCAAGGAGAGCUAUGGAAACCUGCGUAUGAGAUCGGUGAGAGAAUAACUCUGUCUUGUCCACAUGGAAUGCACUUAGAAGGGGCACACUCCAUUUUGUGCGAGCCCAGUCUCAAGUGGUCUCCUGCCUUGAAGACUAUCCAGUGCAAGAGACCAGAGCCUAGCAUGAAACCAGAAGUGACAGAGCCUAAAUGUCAACCAUGGGAAAAAAUACAUCAGUCGCAAUGUGUGUGCAAAAUGCCCUAUGAGUGUGGUCCUUCUCUGGACACCUGUGCUACAGAUCAAAGAACCAAGAGAAACACACAUUUAACUGUUUGCAAGAUGCAUGCCUUGGAGUGCAUGGGCAGAAAAUAUUCUCUUACUGAUGAAGAAAACUGCAAAGUACCUCAGGCAGCUGAGAUAUCGUGUGGAUUGUGCCGUCCAUGGGAAAAAUGUGAUGCACAAUCCAACAGCUGUGUUUGUGACAAAGAUGGGCCAUGCGAGGAGGGAGGCAUCCAGAUCUGUGCUGAAGUGGGUGGUUCUGCUGCCCAUCGGACCAUGACCGAGUGUGAGGCUGGGAAGCUCAGAUGCCAGGGGAAGACUGUCACCCUUGUCAGCGUAAGGCCCUGCGAGGUACAAAGCAAAUAAGAUAUGUUAUGGUUCAUUUUGCUUGUUGCCAUGGGAUAUGUCAAAAUGUGUCAACUCAUGGGCAGGACAUACUUUAAACUUUGCGCUAUCAAAUGUAAGCUCUACUGUGCAGUCCUCUGCAGCUGAUGAGAGUGUGUAUUGCUUCUGGUGGGCUCUGAAUCAGGGCCCAAAGCUUUUCAUUAGGCAGAGCUGCACUUGCCACUACUGCUCAUGACAGGGGUCUUCCUUAGGCCCCAGACUGAGCACUGCAAGCUUAGUUCACGUUUCCAUCAUAACUAAAAAAUAUUGCUGAAGUGCGACUGCCAAAGUGGCAUUUAUAGUGAUGGGUUACAGUGUCUAACAUUGUAAAUACACUUUUAUUAAAGUCACACGAACGUAUGCAUGCGUGGAGUAGAUUUAGAUU
Molecule: messenger RNA, 3171 nt
Organism: Pezoporus occidentalis (night parrot)
Lineage: Eukaryota; Metazoa; Chordata; Aves; Psittaciformes; Psittacidae
Gene: C7
Product: complement C7
Exons: 18
Coding region: 264-2768 (834 amino acids)
Biological process (GO): complement activation
Cellular component (GO): membrane attack complex
Molecular function (GO): protein binding
Source: RefSeq, a predicted model, not a curated record